GUACGGACGAUUUCGACGGUGUCAUGAAAAACAUCGGCACAAAAAAAAACUGGUGGAAUCUGUGAAAUCAUGGCACGGCGUUUUCUUUUGGCUACACUAAUGCGUGUUUCUAUGGUUGAAACAUGCGUGUUUCCAUGGCUGAUGUGAUAGACGAACUUGGGUGAACUUAUUCGGCGUACCGUGUUUCUGACGUUUCCGUGACUACGGCGUAGUGUACGAAGUGGGAUUUGCUACACUGUUUUCAAGGGAUAGUGUAAAACCAAUUACUAGUGUGACAUUUAAAAUUGGAAAAUAAAAGUUAACCGAGAAUAGGAUUUAGCGCAAUGAUGAAGUAUACAUUAUGGUAUUGCAGUAUAGUGUAGCGCUUACACGCAACUGGUGCAAGGUUACAUCCAGUGCAUCCCAAAGGAAUACACUGUCAAGUUUCCUGCUUGUGGUUAGUCUAAAAUAAAUGAAUUUAAGAAGUGUUUGUUGAAACAAUAUCAUGUUACAGAAUUGAUCAUUGAUGUAUCAUCAUGAUGUCGCAUUUAUGGAAAUCAGCAGACAAAAGCAUUCAAAAGAGCGUGCUAAAGUCGGGUGUUUUCAUCAAGAAGCCAACGGAAUGCUCCACGUGCACUAUUAUUGUAGAGAACAUAAACAUUACUGGAAUGUCUGAAACGGAUUUGAAAGAGAAAUAUCAUACUAAUGUUCUUGAUGGAGAAUCUGAAAAGAUGGUGGUUAUAGGAGAAGCUAGCUCAGAAAUUGAUGAAAAAGUCGAGAGAGUGAUUUGUAUGAUGAAUAUCAAUGAGAGGAGUCUUGUUACUAUUGCUAUGCCUUUGAAACAAUCAGAUGAAUCUGUAGAUAAUAAUGAAUCUGCAAUAGUUAAGUUUGAGAUCACAUUGGUUCUUUGUAAACGUCAUAAACCAGUUUGGGAAUGGAGUGCAGAAGAAAAGUAUCAAGUAGCUUUGAGAUAUAAAGAGAGAGGUACUGAGUUAUUCAAGGAGUCCCGAAUCAUAGAUGCAUUCCGCAGGUUCAGCAAAGCUUGCAAGCUUCUCAUAACAUUGGAGCCAAUAGCUGACUUAGAAUUAGAUAAACAGUUGGAAUACAAUAUUAAUAAUUUAAGACUUGCAUUGUAUAAUAACAUGGCUAUAUGUCAACUGAAGCGAAAGAACUAUCAACAUGUCAUUAUGCUGUGCACAAAGGUGUUGAACAAAGAUGAGAAUAAUGUUAAGGCCUUGUAUAGAAGAGGAGUAGCAUAUGGUAAUAUGGGAGACAAUGAAAAAGCUACAAUAGAUUUGAAGAUAGUACUUACUUUAGAAUCUACUAAUCACUCGGCAAAAGAACAAUUUGAUGUGUUCAACAUUAGAUUGCAAGAAUCACUUCAGAGAAAUAAAGAUAUGAUGAGGAGAAUGUUUAAGAUUUACUAG
This is a messenger RNA of Trachymyrmex septentrionalis, 1406 nucleotides long. RefSeq names its product 70 kDa peptidyl-prolyl isomerase-like. Gene Ontology annotation, molecular function: protein binding. The coding region runs from base 516 to 1406 and encodes 296 amino acids. The transcript is spliced from 2 exons. NCBI's taxonomy places the organism in Eukaryota, Metazoa, Arthropoda, Insecta, Hymenoptera, Formicidae. The record is from RefSeq and is a predicted model, not a curated record.